UAAUAGAGACAAUAGUCUUGUUGAUUCAGGAAUUAUUUUGCAAUAUCAAAUUUCUCCUCUCGUUUUCACAAUAAAGAAGGGUUUUGUUGGACACAGAAUUGUAUCGAAGAAACCAAAGUUCUCAAGGACACAUGGUUCAACCAAGGAGUGAAGAGAUGAGUAUACACGACGCAACUCGGAGCAACGACAUCGCUACGUUGACGAAAAUACUGUCGACAAAUGAUGACGUUAACAAAACAAAGGGCGACAUACGAAACACGGCACUGCAUAUUGCUUCGUCAAAAGGACACGUGCAGGCUGCUGAACUACUCAUAACAAAGGGGGCAGACACACAUUUACGUAACAAAAGGGGCUACCUUCCCUCACAUCUUGCAGCGAUAUACCACCACGAAAACGUGUUGUCGUUCCUGUUAUCGCUUGAUAAAUCCUUACUUGACGCCGUAGACUCUUCCGGAAACAGUUUGCUGCAUAUCGCUGCAUGGAAGAGGGAUCCAGAAGUGAUCGAAUUCUUACUGCGAAAAGGCAUAGACAUAUCUUUAAAAAACAGAGACGGAAACACCGCUUACCACACCGCUGUACUGUGGAAUCGUUCAUACAUCUUAAAAAUUUUACUUAAAGCGAACAAGGCACAUGUGAAUGAAGUAAACAGAAAAGGGCAGACACCACUGCAUAUUGCGUCCGAGAAGGAGUACGAUGAAUGCGUGCAAUGUCUGCUACUUCAUCAAGCAAAUCCUUUGAUAAAAGACUCGUUUGGUAAGACAGCGGUUGAUGUGGCAUCUGAGGAAACAAAAAAAGUCUACAUGAAGUAUGAGUACUAUAAGAAGAUCGUAGCCAGAUGCGCUGAAGGUAUGGCUCCCAUUAUUGCUGCACGUAAAUACUUCGACGAGAGUACAGCUCUCCAUAUUGUAGCAUCAUUUAACGAUAGCCGAACUACGAUACAUCAGCUUGUUCAAGGUGGUGCAAAUAUAAAUGCACACGAUGCAUAUAAUCAUACGCCCUUAGAAUACGCCCUGCUGGCAGGAAAUAUACAUAACAUAAGCGCAUUGAUGGGAUUAGGUGGGAAUAGUGACAACUUUGACGAAGAACACGGGUUUACACCUUUACAUAUGGCUGUACAAAGGCAUGAUAUAAAGCUGUUAGAACUUCUACUGAGACAUAAGAGCAAUGUAAACGCAGUGGAUAAUAACAGCGAAACACCACUUUUAUAUGCAGUCGCUAAUAACGAACUCAGAGCAGUGCGACUGUUGUUGAAAUACGGUGCCGAUAUUACAAUUACCGACAGGCACGGAAACACUGCUUUGCAUUUGGCUGUCACAGGGAAUAGCGGGCCGAUCACAGAGGUAUUAUUGAAUGAAAAUGUCGAUGCUAUUAACGAUGUGAAUCAAUUUGGACACACGCCGUUAAUGUGUGCUGUGUUGGGCAGAAAUGUUGGUCUUACAAAUAUGCUGUUGACCUACGGAGCUGACUUUUUUAUAAAAGACAAAAACGGAAAAUCUAUUUAUGCUCUGGCCAUAAACACAAAAAAUGGCGAGUUGAUAAAAACAAUUGAGAGCUGGAGUUUGAAAUUUCAAGCAGCAAAAUCGAACCAACGGUCUUGAAAAAAGUCAUCUUGUUGUUGCCAUGCAACGUGUUGACAAUGACGAUUGAUUCGUGACAGAUCUGAGAGUAUGACAAAUUAUUUAAUAAUGGUAAACCUUUUGACCGCCUUGUGUUGUCAGUAAAAUUAUAAUUUUCUACUUAACAAAGCAGUGUUAAAACGUGAUGGAGAGAAGAUCUCAUUUCAUAUUUUCUUGAAGGGCUAUUAACAAGAUAAGUUUUGGUACCAUGCGUCGCUGAAAUCACAAUGAGUUACUUUUAUUUAGAGAUUUUUUUUUACCUGUUAGUAGAAAAACUUAUAAAUCGACGAAACAAAGAGACAAAAAAUGAAAAUAAAUAAAUAGAAAAUAAAACGAAAAAUAAAACCGUUCCCCGAUGUAACGAGAAAUUCACUUUAAAACUAAACCCAUGGCUGUUUGUAUUUCGUACGUAAAAUGCAUUUUGGAAAAAAAGAUUUGUAUUGAUUUUUUAAAUGUAUCUUAAGAUUUAUCUCAUC
Molecule: messenger RNA, 2092 nt
Organism: Hydractinia symbiolongicarpus
Lineage: Eukaryota; Metazoa; Cnidaria; Hydrozoa; Anthoathecata; Hydractiniidae
Product: putative ankyrin repeat protein RF_0381
Exons: 3
Coding region: 132-1598 (488 amino acids)
Molecular function (GO): protein binding
Source: RefSeq, a predicted model, not a curated record